AUGCUGAGCUCAGGUCUCCCCCCCGUGCUCCUGUUGCUCACAGUGCUGCAGCUCAGCUGGUCCCUGAGCGAUGAGGAGAAGAAGAUCAUCUUGGAUGAGCACAACAAGUACCGCUCCCAGGUGUCUCCUCCUGCUGUGGACAUGCUGAAGAUGAGCUGGGAUGCAGAGCUGGAGGCCUUUGCUCAGGCCUAUGCAGAGAAAUGCAUCUGGGACCACAACAAGGAGAGAGGCCGGCGAGGGGAAAACCUCUUUGCUAUGGCCCCAACCCUGGACCUGGAGUUUGCUGUGGAAGACUGGAGUGGGGAGGAGAAAUACUACAACCUGACAACUUCCACGUGUGUCCCUGGGCAGAUGUGUGGCCACUACACCCAGGUGGUGUGGGCCAGCACCAGGCACGUCGGCUGCGGGGCCAAGUUCUGUGAGAAGAUCGACGGGAUCGAGACCGAGGACAUGUACCUGCUGGUCUGCAACUACUACCCGCCGGGCAACAUGAGGGGUCGGAAGCCGUACGGGGAAGGUCCGUCGUGCUCGCAGUGUCCCCAGGGCACGCUCUGUGUCGGCUCCUUGUGUGAACCCACUGUAGAAGAGACCACUGCAGCCCCUGUGACAACCAAGGGAAGCCCCUCCACCCUAACCACAGCCAGGCCAAAACCCUCAGCCAAGCCAGAACCCACACCAGAGCCCACCUCAGCCAAGCCAGAACCCACACCAGAGCUCACCUCAGCCAAGCCAGAACCCACAGCCACACUUACAACCACAACCACAGCCAAACCACCACCCAAAACCACGCUCCCAAGCACAGCCAAGCCACCAACUACAACCACACUCAAGCCAAAACCCACAACCAUGCUCCCAACCACAGCCAAACCAGCCACAACCACACUCCCAAGCACAGCCAAACCAGCCACAACCACACUCCCAACCACAGCCAAACCAGCCACAACCACACUCCCAAGCACAGCCAAACCAGCCACAACCACACUCCCAACCACAGCCAAACCAGCCACAACCACACUCCCAACCACAGCCAAACCAGCCACAACCACACUCCCAACCACAGCCAAACCAGCCACAACCACACUCCCAACCACAGCCAAACCAGCCACAACCACACUCCCAAGCACAGCCAAACCAUCCACAGCCACACUCCCAAGCACAGCCAAACCAGCCACAACCACACUCCCAACCACAGCCAAACCAGCCAUAACCACACUCCCAAGCACAGCCAAACCAUCCACAGCCACACUCCCAACCACAGCCAAACCACCCACAACCACACUCCCAACCACAGCCAAGCCAAAACUUGCCACCACACUCCCAAUGACAACCCCAGCCAAGCUAAAACCCACAACACCAGCAGCCACCACAGCUGUGCCCAAGCCCAAACCCACCAUGCCAGCACCAACCACCACUACUGCAAAGCCAAAGCCCAGCACACCAACAUCUACCACACCAAAACACACCCCAUCAACCACUAAAGCAGCACCCACCACACCAAAAUCCACCACAACUACCACUACCACCACACCAACAGCCACAGCAAAACCCAGCAGCACAACAGCCAAGCCAGUACCCACCACACCAAAACCCACCACAGCCACCAGUACAGCCAAACCAGGACCCACUACAGCCAAACCAGCACCCACCACACCCAAACCCACCACAGCCACCACUACAGCCAAACCAACACCCACCACAGCCAAGCCAGCACCCACCACACCAAAACCCACCACAACCACCACUACAGCCAAACCAACACCCUCUACAGCCAAACCAACACCCUCUACAGCCAAACCAACACCCACAACAGCCAAACCAACACCCCUCACAACCACAACAGCCAAGCCAGCACCCACCCCACCAAAACCCACCCCAACUCUGGCUAAGCCAAAACCUGGCACAGCUACAGCCAAGCCAACACCCAGCACACCAACAACCACCACCAGUGCAGCCAAGCCCACAGCAGCAGUAAAGCCAGACCCUGCCACCACAGCCCAGGCAGAGCUGGGAGCUGCCACAGGCGCAGAGGCAGAGCCCCCUGGGGUGGAAAGCCCCGGGCCCACCGAGGCAGCUGGGCUGGCUCUUUCCUUUAAGCCCACACCAGACCUGGAUUAUGAAGGAUCUCCAGAGGCAGAGGCAGGCACUGGAGAGCCUGGCAGCCCCCUAACCACAGAGGAUCCAGCCGAGAGCUCCAGCCCCAGCUCAGCUCCAGGAACAAGGGAAGGUGUGAAAGAGGAUGGGAAGGACGGAUCAGCCUUUUCCAGUCCAUCUCUAUCCCCCAGCCAGCCUGUUCCAGAGAUCAGGUUGGGUUUCAAUAAAGCUGAGCUCAUGACCCCCUCCAAGGGGGUGGGUUCCAGCCCUGAGGAGCCGACCUUCCUGCGUUUGACCUCAUCCUCCAGAGAGCCGAAGGGGCAGAGCCCGUCGUUCCAGAGCUCCCUCUCAGCAGGUGCCCUGGAUGCUGAAGAGGUGGAGACAAACUCAGCCCAAAGGAGCGUGGAGCAGCCCCCGGCAGCCGCCGGCACCCGCCCGGGGCUUUCGCUCCUCCUCCUACCCGCGGCCACCUUGGUGGGGCUUCUGCUCUGAGUGGCCUCUCCAGGCUGUCCCUGCACCAGUCACUGAGGCUUUCUUCAGCCCUGGGGGUUCCACAGGGAGACACCACGGACAGUUCAGGCCGACUCGCUCUCUUCUGCCUUCCCUGCCCCAGCCCCGAGGAGCCCAGGGCAGCUGGCGGCCCCACGGGGGCUUUUCCCCUUCCUCAGGAGCCCAGGGCAGGGGGGUGUUUGCCACAAUGCUCAUGGCCCUGGGUGCUGCUCCUCUCCCCGAGGCAGCCUGGGCCCCAGGCUGUGGCUGGCAGCUGCUGCUGCACCAUGGCCCUGGGACAGCACAGGGCUUGGCACCCCCUGCACGUGAGACACGGGCAUUGGCUCUGGUGUCUGUGGAUGGGACCUGCUGGUUGAGUUUCCCUCAAAACUGCUCCUUCCCUCUCCUGAUGGGCCUGUCUCUGGCAGUUCUGGGGAACUUUCUUCUCGUCCUUGUCCAGAAAGGGCACAUUGUGGUGUGUUUCCAGAGCAGAGCCUCUCUCUGUACUGGUUCUGGUAGAGCCAUGGCCAGCAUUGCCCAGCUGUUCCCCUUCCUGCUCCUCAGAGCUCUGCAGCCUGUGGCUGCUCCUCUCUGCCACGUGUGCCCGUUCCCCAGCCCUGGCCGUGCCCGGCCGGACGCCUGUGCCUGUGCCUGGGCCCCUGCACACAAGAGCAACCUCCCUCCUUCCUCCAGCUGCCUGCUGCAUGGCUGCCUGCUGCAUGGCUGCCUGCUGCAUCCCUGCACUGUGCUGCAGCGUGCAGACACAUCCCAGCUGACACUUCUUGUGCCUGGGGUGGAGCCUGGUCCAGGAGAGACAAGUCAUCAGAUGUGCUGGUAGAGUUUUGAGCCUGAGAGAGCCAAGUGCAUGGUGUUAGAGGCUUCUGGUGGUCCCAGGACUUGCUGCAGGAUGGCUGUCAUUGCCUGGGACACUGCUUUGUUCCCACAUGGCUCUGCUCCCUUCAUCUGAGAAUCCCCAGUAAACUGUUAAGUACGUGACAAGCUUUGCAGCGUGGUGGGAGGGGACUAGAGGAUACAGUCCCUUCUCUAGUGGUUUCAUCCUUUGGUUUCUGAAACAGAGGAGGUGGAGACUGACCUGCAGGACACUGCUGGUGCCCUCCCCUCGCUGCUGUGCCCUGUGCAUCCCCAGAGCAUGCACUGAAUAA
Molecule: messenger RNA, 3743 nt
Organism: Colius striatus (speckled mousebird)
Lineage: Eukaryota; Metazoa; Chordata; Aves; Coliiformes; Coliidae
Gene: PI16
Product: peptidase inhibitor 16
Exons: 6
Coding region: 1-2583 (860 amino acids)
Cellular component (GO): extracellular region
Source: RefSeq, a predicted model, not a curated record